GGCACGUCGAAACACCUCCCUAAACGCUCGGUAACCCACCUCCACUCCCUGUAUCACCCUCUCCCUACAAUGGCUCCUCCUCCCCGAUCUUCGAAUUUCAUGUCGAUUUACGGUUAUGAUGUGCUUCUCGGAUCAAUUGCUGCAUUUUACGUACUUAUGGUGCCAUUUACGAAAGUUGAAGAAAGCUUCAAUGUUCAGGCCAUGCACGAUAUCUUGUAUCACUGGCAUCACAUAGAAAAUUAUGAUCAUCUGGAGUUUCCUGGGGUUGUUCCUCGCACGUUUAUUGGUGCAUUACUAGUAUCCAUUUUAGCAUCUCCAGUCGUUCUAGCUAUCAAUUUGCUGCAUUUGCCAAAGAUUUAUAGUCUUUUAGCAGUACGUUUGGCUCUAGGAUUCUUCAUAUUAGCCACACUUCGAUUUUUACGUGUUCAGAUCAGAAAUAAAUUUGGGCUUCAAGUUGAAGCUUUCUUUGUGAUACUAGUAGCAAUUCAGUUCCAUAUGCUGUUCUAUUGCACACGUCCUCUUCCUAAUAUACUGGCUUUAGGCUUAGUAAAUUUAUCAUAUGGAUACUGGUUCAAAGGGAGCUUUUAUGCCACAUUAAGAUGUCUGAUUUUUGCUACCAUUGUCUUUAGAUGUGAUAUGCUGCUACUUCUUUGUCCUCUUGGCCUUGAACUUUUACUGACAAAAUCAAUAUCCUUGUGGAAAGCCAUAAAAUGCUGUGCUGGAGCUGCAAUUUUCAGCAUAGGUCUUACUAUCUUUAUUGAUUCAAUAAUGUGGCAGAGGUGGUUGUGGCCUGAAUUUGAAGUCUUUUGGUUUAACUCUGUCUUAAACAGGAGUUCAGAAUGGGGUACACAUCCAUUUUAUUGGUACUUCACUUCUGCUUUACCUCGCUCACUACUGGUUGCAUAUCCUCUCUUUUUGUUUGGUGUUAUACUUGAUAGAAGACUUUCAUUCUACAUUCUUCCUGUUCUUUCAUUCAUCAUACUUUACUCCAAGCUUCCACACAAGGAGCUUCGGUUCAUUAUCAGUUCUGUUCCAAUCUUCAAUUUGUCAGCAGCAGUUGCAGCUAGUCGAAUUUACAACAAUAGAAAGAAGAGUUUUUGGAAUCUGCUUUACAUAGUUCUGCUUGGUUUGCUUGUGAUCAGUUUAGGGUGCAGUGUCAUCACUUUCAUGGCCUCUUAUGAGAACUACCCUAGUGGCUAUGCUCUAAGAUCUUUGCACAAAGUAGGUAUAGGUCAUACGAAAAACACUACCAAUGAGUUGAGGGUUCAUGUUGAUACCUUUGCAGCAAUGAAUGGAAUUUCUCGGUUUUGUGAGAAUGAUAACCAAUGGGUGUAUUCUAAAGAAGAAGGAAUACCUUUGGAAGAGUUUUAUCAGCGGAACUUUACCUAUCUUUUGAAUGAACAUUCGAGCAUCAAGGGAUUUGAGUGCUUGUUUAAGGUAGAUGGGUUUUCUAGGAUGCGUCUUCAUGUUGGCUUCCCGCCAAUAUCAAUGGUUAAAGAGCCAAAAGUCUACAUACAUGGAAAUAUAGAAAACACAGAUAUCAUGGAUAGAAGUUGGCCAGGUUGUUCAUGAUUUCCUCUACCUUAGAAAUGUGAU
This is a messenger RNA of Lactuca virosa, 1596 nucleotides long. NCBI's taxonomy places the organism in Eukaryota, Viridiplantae, Streptophyta, Magnoliopsida, Asterales, Asteraceae. The record is from the annotation of a GenBank genome assembly.